Molecule: messenger RNA, 1260 nt
Organism: Meira miltonrushii
Lineage: Eukaryota; Fungi; Basidiomycota; Exobasidiomycetes; Exobasidiales; Brachybasidiaceae
Product: polysaccharide deacetylase family protein
Exons: 1
Coding region: 131-1171 (346 amino acids)
Biological process (GO): carbohydrate metabolic process
Molecular function (GO): hydrolase activity, acting on carbon-nitrogen (but not peptide) bonds
Source: RefSeq, a predicted model, not a curated record
AUGCAAGACAAAGCAAUGCCCGUCUCACGUGCCCCCCGCACAUUGCAGCUUCUUCUUGACAUGGCUCGAGCUCAAGAUGAUAACGAAUGUAUGCUAAUGAAUACUACCUUCCAUCAUCACAAUAGAAAGAAUGGUACAAGUAUUCGAUCAAGGAAUCGAUCAUUCUCGUAGAGAACUGCCUGGGUAUGGGGCUAAACCUCCAAAUCCACAAUGGCCAAAUGGAGCAAAAGUAUGCGUUUCAUUUGUGUUGAAUUACGAAGAAGGAGGUGAACAUGUGGUAGAUAAUCACAAGGGAAAGUCAGACGCAAGCACUUCCACCUUAAAUGGCGAUGAACAUGCAGAGAUGUUCUUGACGGAAUCAGGUGCAGCAGCAACAGUUCCAGGCGCUCAAAGAUAUGGAAGAAAUAUCGGAUUGGAAAGUGCUUAUGAAUUUGGUAGUCAUCGUGGAUUUCAUAGAAUCUUGGAUUUGUUCAAACGGUCAAAACUACGAUUCACAUCUUGGUCUAUCGGGCGUGCAGUGGAGCUGAAUCCACAAGUAGUAGGACAAAUGGAGGAGGCAGGCUGUGAAGUUGCAAGCCAUUCAUGGAGAUGGAUAGAUUACGAUAGCCUCUCAGAAGAGGAAGAAAGAGAGCAUGUCCGUAAAGCAAUCGAAACGAUUAAGAAAGCAUCUCCAAACGCGAAACCUCCGAUUGGAUGGUAUACAGGAAGACAAAGUCAGCGUACACGUAGAAUCGUGUAUGAGACAUACAGGGAAUUGGGCUUAUUGGAUCAAUUGUACGAUUCUGAUGCGUACGAUGAGGAUCUUCCAUAUUACAUUAAAUCCCCCUCGCCAAGCUCUUCGCAACCAUCUCCACCUCUCCUAGUGGUGCCAUACACUCUGGACAAUAACGACAUGAAAUUCGGUAUUACGCCAGGCUUUUGCACUGCUGAACAAUUUAGCUCGUAUUGUCGUGAUGCUUUAGACGUUUUAAUCGAAGAAGGUCAAAGAGGUCAACCAAAGAUGAUGUCAAUCGGAUUGCAUUGUCGUAUAAUCGGAAGGCCAGGAAGAUUUAAGGGUUUGCAAGAGUUUGUAAAUUAUGUCAAAGAGCGUGAACAAGCUGGAGACGUUUGGGUAGCUACCCGUGAAGAGAUCGCUCAACAUUGGCGCAAGGUUCAUCCUCCAUCAGAAUGAGGCUCAUCUUAAAUCACACAUGUAAUCACUCGCAAAGCACUUUCCAUUAUGCAUUUUUGAUAUAUUGUCUAGAGUACAGGAUGAUAAAG